This is a messenger RNA of Thermochaetoides thermophila DSM 1495, 2781 nucleotides long. RefSeq names its product putative heat shock protein. Gene Ontology annotation, biological process: cellular response to heat. Gene Ontology annotation, cellular component: cytoplasm; cytosol. The transcript has a single exon. NCBI's taxonomy places the organism in Eukaryota, Fungi, Ascomycota, Sordariomycetes, Sordariales, Chaetomiaceae. The coding region runs from base 1 to 2781 and encodes 926 amino acids. Gene Ontology annotation, molecular function: ATP binding; ATP hydrolysis activity. The record is from RefSeq and is a predicted model, not a curated record.
AUGAACUCCAAGAUGGAAUUUACGGACAGGGCCAAGAAGGCGUUGGAAGACGCCAUGGCCCUGGCAGAGCAGUACCAACAUCUUCAGCUUCAGCCUGUUCACUUGGCAGUCGCCCUUCUCGAUCCCACACCCGACCCCAGCAAAGACCAGAGCAUUGCCCCGGGCACCACCAGCACACUCUUCCGACAGGUCGUUGAGCGCGCCCACGGUGAUGCCCAGGCCUUCGAUCGCGCUCUGAAGAAGAAGCUCGUUCGUCUGCCUAGCCAGGACCCUCCACCAGAUCAGGUGUCCAUGUCCGCCGGCUGCAGCAAUGUGCUUCGAAAGGCGAAUGAGCUCCAGAAGGUCCAGAAGGACUCAUACAUCGCCGUCGACCACCUCAUUGCCGCUCUGGCAGAGGACCACGCCAUUCAGGAGGCCUUGAAAGAGGCCAACAUCCCGAAGCCGAAGCUCAUCCAAGACGCGAUCCAAGCCAUCCGUGGUAACAAGCGGGUGGACUCGCGCAAUGCCGACACAGAGCAGGAGAACGAGAAUCUGAGCAAGUUCUGCAUCGACAUGACAGCCAUGGCCCGUGAGGGCAAGAUCGACCCUGUCAUUGGUCGUGAGGAAGAGAUUCGCCGUGUCAUUCGAAUCUUGUCACGCCGUACCAAGAACAACCCUGUGCUGAUCGGCGAGCCAGGUGUGGGCAAGACUACCAUUGUUGAAGGUCUGGCCCAGCGCAUCGUCAACGCCGAUGUUCCCGACAACCUAGCUGCUUGCAAGCUGUUGUCUUUGGACGUCGGUGCUUUGGUGGCCGGCAGCAAGUACCGUGGCGAGUUUGAAGAGCGCAUGAAGGGCGUGCUGAAGGAGAUCCAGGAGUCGAAGGAGACCAUCAUCCUCUUCGUUGACGAAAUUCACCUGCUUAUGGGUGCCGGGUCAUCGGGCGAGGGUGGAAUGGACGCUGCCAACCUGCUCAAGCCCAUGCUUGCCAGGGGUCAGCUUCACUGCAUUGGCGCUACCACCCUGGCCGAGUACCGCAAAUACAUUGAGAAGGACGCUGCCUUCGAGCGCCGUUUCCAGCAGGUACUCGUUAAAGAGCCAAGCAUCAGCGAGACCAUUUCCAUCCUCCGUGGUCUCAAGGAGAAGUACGAAGUUCACCACGGUGUCAACAUUGCUGAUGCCGCCAUCGUGGCCGCCGCCAACCUGGCUGCCCGCUACCUGACCUCUCGCCGGCUGCCCGAUUCGGCCGUCGACCUCAUCGACGAGGCCGCCGCUGCAGUUCGUGUCGCCCGCGAGUCGCAACCCGAAAUCAUCGAUUCCCUCGAGCGCCGUCUCCGCCAGCUCAAGAUCGAAAUCCACGCUCUGUCUCGCGAGAAGGACGAGGCAUCCAAGGCGCGUUUGGCGCAGGCGAAGCAGGACGCCCAGAACGUCGAGGAGGAGCUCCGUCCACUUCGCGAGAAGUACGAGCGCGAGCGCCAGCGCGGCAAGGCCAUUCAGGAGGCCAAGAUGAAGCUCGAGGCGCUCCGUGUCAAAGCUGAAGACGCGAGCCGUAUGGGCGACCACAGCCGUGCGGCCGACCUGCAGUACUACGCCAUUCCAGAGCAGGAGGCCAUCAUCAAGCGGCUUGAGGCCGAGAAGGCUGCUGCUGAUGCGGCGCUCAACGCCAAUGGUGCUGACGUCGGCGGUUCUAUGAUCACCGAUGUUGUCGGUCCCGAUCAGAUCAACGAGAUUGUCGCCCGCUGGACGGGCAUUCCUGUCACGCGCCUCAAAACCUCGGAGAAGGAAAAGCUACUACACAUGGAGCAGGCCCUGUCUAAGAUCGUGGUCGGCCAGAAGGAAGCGGUGCAGUCUGUUUCGAACGCCAUUCGCCUGCAGCGCUCUGGCCUUAGCAACCCAAAUCAGCCACCGAGCUUCCUCUUCUGUGGUCCCUCUGGCACCGGCAAGACCCUUUUGACCAAAGCCCUUGCCGAGUUCUUGUUCGACGACCCCAAGUCCAUGAUCCGUUUCGACAUGUCCGAGUACCAGGAGCGGCACUCGCUCAGCCGCAUGAUUGGUGCUCCGCCCGGCUACGUUGGCCAUGACGCUGGUGGCCAGCUGACCGAGGCGCUCCGGCGCCGGCCCUUCUCGAUCUUGCUGUUCGACGAGGUUGAGAAGGCCGCCAAGGAGGUGCUCACGGUGUUGCUGCAGCUGAUGGACGAUGGUCGUAUCACCGACGGCCAGGGCCGCGUCGUCGACGCCAAGAACUGCAUUGUUGUCAUGACCUCAAACCUGGGUGCUGAGUACCUGUCGCGGGCCAACAACGGCAAGGAUGGCAAGAUCGACCCGACGACGCGCGAACUUGUCAUGAACACGCUCCGCAACUACUUCCUUCCCGAGUUCCUCAACCGCAUCUCGUCCGUUGUCAUCUUCAACCGGCUGACGCGCCGCGAGAUCCGCAAGAUUGUCGACUUGCGCAUUGCUGAGAUCCAGAAGCGCUUGACCGACAACGACCGCAAUGUCAUCAUAAAGGUCUCGGAAGAGGCAAAGGACAAGCUUGGCGCCCAGGGCUACUCGCCUGUCUACGGUGCUCGCCCGCUGCAGCGCUUGCUUGAGAAGGAGGUGCUUAACAGGUUGGCUAUUCUCAUCCUGCGCGGGCAGAUCCGUGAGGGAGAGGUUGCGCACGUCGAGCUGGUCGAUGGCAAGGUGCAGGUGCUGCCUAAUCACCCAGAUAGCGAGCCGGAGGAUGUGGAUGUAGAUAUGGACUCGGAUGACGCCGUUGACGAGGUGGCUCCGGAUUCGAUGGACGAGGAUAUUUACAAUGAUUGA